Messenger RNA from Heterotrigona itama, 1961 nucleotides. The record is from the annotation of a GenBank genome assembly. Lineage: Eukaryota; Metazoa; Arthropoda; Insecta; Hymenoptera; Apidae.
AUGGAGGAAAGCAGUUCGAUAAAAGAGCAGAAUGGAGAAAAUCCAAAGGAAACCUCAUGGAAAGAAUUGGUAAGUUUAAAAAUAUCUAGGAAAGAAACCUAACCUUAUCAAAAUGAAUAUGUGUUUUUCUCAACAUAUGUAUACGUUUUUUAAUAUAAUAAUUUAAUCAAUUGUUUAAUUUAAUGAUAACAAUAUAUCUGAAAUAAAUUUUUCUGGAUGGCUGUAAAAAAUAAAUCCACUUUAUAAACAACUUAUACUUGCAAUUAUAACAUUGUUAACAAUAUCUCAAAAUUAAUAUGUGAUGCACUUGGAAUAUGUUUAUGUUUGCACACUAUAUUUGCCUUUAUCUUCUUUUUACACCUUAUUUAUAUCUUAUAGUUUUGGCAAUGAAUAAAUUACACACGAGAUAAUAUUAGUUGUCAAUAUCUCUAGGGUAUCGUAGAUACAUUGUGCAAAGCAUGUGAAGAUCUAAAGUGGAAAUCACCUACAAAAAUUCAGUGUGAAGCUAUUCCAUUAGCACUUGAAGGUAAAUUAGAAAGACACAGAUAUAUACAUAUAUGAAAAAUAAAAAAAUUAGAAUUGAAACGUUGAAGUAAAUAUAAAAUUGAAUUAAAAAUGUAUUAGGUAAAGACGUAAUUGGAUUAGCAGAAACAGGAUCUGGUAAAACUGCUGCAUUUGCCCUUCCUAUACUACAGGGACUCUUAGAAAAUCCACAAAGAUAUUUUGCAUUAAUCUUAACACCUACCAGAGAAUUGGCCUUUCAAAUAUCGGAGCAAUUUGAAGCUUUAGGAUCAAGUAUUGGAGUGAAAUGUGUAGUAAUAGUAGGUGGAAUGGACAUGAUGUCGCAAGCUUUGUUAUUGGCAAAGAAGCCACAUAUUUUAAUUGCCACUCCAGGUAGAUUAGUUGACCAUUUGGAAAACACUAAAGGUUUUAAUUUGCGUUCUUUAAAAUUUUUGGUCAUGGACGAGGCUGAUAGAAUUUUGAAUAUGGAUUUUGAAGUUGAGGUAGAUAAAAUUUUAAGGGUGAUUCCUCGAGAAAGGAAAACGUUGUUGUUCUCUGCGACAAUGACUAAGAAGGUUCAGAAAUUACAACGAGCAUCUUUGCGGAAUCCUGUUAAAGUAGAAGUUUCAACAAAGUACCAAACCGUUGAAAAAUUACAACAGUAUUAUAUUUUUAUACCCGUCAAAUUCAAAGAUGUUUAUCUUGUACAUAUCUUAAAUGAAUUAGCAGGUAACAGUUUUAUGAUAUUUUGCGCAACUUGCAACAAUACAGUUAGAACAGCCCUUCUUUUACGAAAUUUGGGCUUCACUGCAGUUCCUUUACAUGGGCAAAUGUCACAGAACAAGAGAAUAGCUGCUCUUACUAAAUUCAAGGCAAAAAAUCGAUCUAUACUUAUUUCCACAGAUGUUGCCAGCAGAGGUCUUGAUAUUCCUCACGUAGAUAUUGUAAUAAAUUUCGAUAUACCUACGCAUAGUAAAGAUUAUAUACAUAGAGUUGGACGUACUGCACGUGCUGGUCGUUCUGGUCGUUCUAUUACAUUUGUAACGCAGUAUGACGUAGAACUGUAUCAAAGGAUAGAACAAUUGAUAUCGAAACAAUUGCCCUUGUAUCCGACGGAAGAAGAAGAAGUAAUGGUGCUUCAAGAAAGAGUAGCUGAAGCACAACGUAUUGUAAAAAUGGAAAUGAAAGAUAUAGAGGAUAGUAAAAAAUUAGGUAAACGAAAAAGACGACAAGGCGACAAUGAGGAUGAUGAUACGGAACAAUUUAUAGGAGUUAGAAAAAGGAUAAAAGGCAAAAGUAAUGGAAAGGGUAGAAAAGUGUAUCUUCUUCUAUACAUCAGGGACUGUAAAACGAUUUUCAUCAAAGGUGCAUCAAAGAAUAAUGCGAUGCUGCAGAAAGAGAAAAAUGCUUGGUGUGUAACUCGUAUCUACUUAGUUUUCACUGUAAAGUAUGCUAAUUAA